UCUUUUUUUUUAAUAAUAAUAAAUUGAUAUCAUGAAUCGUGGACCUAUUGUAUUAACUAUUGAUGAAGCUGAAUAUUUAUUGGAUCAACUUCCUCUACCUGAUAAAGAUGAAGAAGAAUUAGUAACUAAAUUACGUACUAGAUUACAAGAAUUAUUAGCAGAUUUACGUAAAGGAGCUGAAGGUAGCUCUUAAAAAAAGACGGUGUUUUGAUUGGUGUAUUUGCAUGAAUGGAAUACAUAAGAUGAACACCAACCAAAAAAAGUUUGAUGCGGGUCUAGAAUCUAUCAAACAGCCUUUUUUUUUCAUUCAACACCAAUAAAAGAUUACUCUUUCUUUUUUUCUUUCUCUCUCUU
Halteromyces radiatus is the source of this 354-nucleotide messenger RNA. RefSeq lists its product as uncharacterized. The transcript is spliced from 3 exons. The record is from RefSeq and is a predicted model, not a curated record. Bases 32 to 193 code for a protein of 53 amino acids. NCBI's taxonomy places the organism in Eukaryota, Fungi, Mucoromycota, Mucoromycetes, Mucorales, Cunninghamellaceae.